AUGAAAAGAAACAAUGCUCCGCCAGAAAGUAUUAAGCAUGCUGUUGAAACCCAAAAUUCCGGUGAACCUGAGGAUGUAAGAUUUCAUAGAGAAUAUAUAAAAAAGUAUAAUAAAGAUGACCAAUGGAAGGAUGUAAAUAAUUUCGUUUUACACCCAACCAGUUACAGAUUCGGUAGUGGUGGUAGCUCAAGAGAAUCAAUCGGUGAAAUGCUCUCAACUUUGGGUCACCCUAUUUAUAUGGGUCCAUCAGCCACCGAUUAUGGACCUCAUAUUCAACCAUAUGUAUAUUUUGGUCAAAAUCAACACCAUAACCAAUAUAUACGUCAACCAUACAAUCAAAAUCAAUACCAUCAGAAUCAAUAUCAUCAUCAACAACAGCAACAAAUGUACAAUAUGGGUUUUUAUAAUCAACCUUGGAUGCAUAUCCAUCGUUUUAAUGUCUCUGGGGCUUUUAUUUCCUUCCUCUAUUUCGUUUUCGUUGUGUUCUCAGCCAAAACUACAUCUUGCUUUAUUGUUGAUACUAAUAUUGCUAAUUUGACUAAGAAGGUUAUUUGCACAAUACAACCAGUGUCGAUUGAUCAAUUUCAUUAA
Heterostelium album PN500 is the source of this 591-nucleotide messenger RNA. RefSeq lists its product as uncharacterized. The record is from RefSeq and is a predicted model, not a curated record. Bases 1 to 591 code for a protein of 196 amino acids. The transcript has 3 exons. NCBI's taxonomy places the organism in Eukaryota, Evosea, Eumycetozoa, Acytosteliales, Acytosteliaceae.